Messenger RNA from Funneliformis caledonium, 1257 nucleotides. The record is from the annotation of a GenBank genome assembly. NCBI's taxonomy places the organism in Eukaryota, Fungi, Glomeromycota, Glomeromycetes, Glomerales, Glomeraceae.
AUGUCUGCAAACCACAAAAUCCAUUAUCACGAAAAAGAUGGUGAUAUUUUUCUUAAGGCCGAAAAUACAAUAUUUCUAAUUCAUAAAACAUUUCUUUCAUUAUCUUCAGAAUUCUUUAAAGAUUUAUUUAAACUCGCAAAACCUUCUUCUAAUGAAAAUGUAAACAUUAUUGACGGGACUACAAUCGAGAUGAAUGGUGAAACUUCUGAAUCAAUCGAAAGAAUGUUAUCAUUCAUUUAUCCGAAUACUUUUGUUGAAAUAACUUGGGAUAAUGUUGAAGAUUUGAAAAUGUUCUAUUAUCAUUUACCUUUGGCUGAUAAAUACUCGUUUCCUAAAGUAUUCAAAGAAUCUUCUAAACUUUUAUUAGAUGAUUUUCAAAAAUAUCGUUCAGAUCCCACCUAUGAUGAAUUAUCUCAAAGAGCUAAACUUAAACUAACGGAUGCUUGGUAUCAUUAUACAAACUCUUUACAUAUAUACUUUGGAAAGAACAGUCAUAAUAACGAGGCUAUGACUGUUGCAAUGCCUGAAAAUCACAAAAUCCAUUAUUAUGAAAAUGGUGGAGAUAUUUUCCUUAAGGCUGAAGAUAAAAUAUUUCUGCUUCAUAAAUCAAUUCUUUCAUUAGCUUCAGAAUUCUUUGAAGAUUUAUUUAAACUCUCAAAACCUUCUUCUAAUGAAAAUGUAAACAUUAUUGAAGGGACACAUCAAUCAUCAAAUACUUUUGCUACAAUCGAGAUGAAUGGUGAAACUUCUGAAUCAAUCGAAAGAAUUAAGCUUACAAAAAGCUGUUCUGUAUUUCUUUUACAACAUUGUCAAGAAGAAGUUUUAUUGUCAUUUACGUUAGCCGAGAGAUACAACCUUGGUACUUUAUUCAAGGAAUCUUCUAAACUUUUAUUAGAUGAUUUACAAAAAUAUCGUUCAGAACCUAUUUAUGAUGAAUUGUCUGAAAGAACUAAACUUAAAUUAAUGGAUACUUGGUUUCAUUAUACAAAUUCUUUACAUAAAUACUUUGUUAGCAAAAGAUCGACAAACAAUUCAUUUGGAGAAUUUCUAAAUUCUGAAUCUCCCAAAUUUUUUUUGAAACCCUCAAAGUUCUCUAAAUUUUUUAAAGAUUGUGAAUCUAAAUUUUAUAGCUGGCAUUCAAUAAAAAUCGAAGAAUUAUUAAAAAAUUACGAAAAGUUGAAAUUUCAACCAAUUCAAUUAAACGAAGCUAACGAAAGUAGUAAAAAUCAAUACAUUUUCAUUGAAUUGGAAAAUUAA